Molecule: messenger RNA, 2114 nt
Organism: Actinia tenebrosa (Australian red waratah sea anemone)
Lineage: Eukaryota; Metazoa; Cnidaria; Anthozoa; Actiniaria; Actiniidae
Source: RefSeq, a predicted model, not a curated record
AUGAAGGCAUUCGCUAUUCUUUGGGUGCUUUCCUUCGCUAUAAUUUUUAGAGAAACUACCUCGUCCGAAAUUACUUUCAAUGCUGCCAAACAGCCUUAUUAUAGAACACCAAAGUUCGGCUAUCUUAACUUCGUUCUUCACCCAAACAGUACACUAGAAGUGGAAAACAAACGCCGUCUUGUUGCUUGUGCCAGUAACAUGACUUGUUUCUCCAUCAACUUUGGAAAACAGCCCAUCUUCUUUUACGAUGGGAACCCUCAGUACCUCUGUGAGCUGUUAGCGACUGAUAAAUACAACUCUUCGUCCAAGUAUAAAAGCAAGAAUCCAGGAUUUGAUCACUACAGCAUCAGGUGUCUUCACGAUUUCACUUGCAUUCCUGACUACGAUAACGACACCUACGAAUGUUUGUGCCCAAGACCUGCUUACGAAGGCAAACAUUGCAAAGAUGUUAAUGAAUGCACCUCAGGACAUCAUGACUGCAGUGUGAACGCCACUUGUACCAACACCAUUGGCUCGUUUAACUGCACGUGCAAAAAUGGUUACCUUGGCAACGGCAGAAACUGUACAGAACAACCAACGACCGUUUCAGACCCAUGCCACAGCAAUCCUUGUUUAAAUGCCGGAACUUGCCAAGUUCAAAGACAAGAAUACACAUGUAUAUGUGCUGGUCAAACGACUGGAGCAAACUGUGAAAACGAAGCCGCUUCAGACCCAUGCCACAGCAGUCCUUGUUUAAAUGGUGGGACUUGCCAAGUUCAAGGACAAGAAUAUACAUGUAUAUGUGCUGGUCAAACGACAGGAGCAAACUGUGAAACUAGUGACAAAGUUUGCACUGGUAGUUGGACCUCCAAGCAAGGCAAUUGCUACCUUGUUAUUAACGAAUAUUUACCUUGGAACGACGCAGAAAGCCGUUGUGUGAGUGAGGGGGGACAUCUGGUUUCAAUACAUAGCGAAUCCGAAAACGAAGCGGUAGUUAAUUUAAUUGGAAUGGAAUUCUGGAUUGGAUUGAGUGAUACCGAAACAGAAGGCACUUAUAAAUGGACUGAUGGUACACAAUUUGACUUCAAUAAGUUUGAGAAGUCGUUAGCAGCUGGUAAGGGCUGUAUACUUGCGGAGGCAUCCACUGGUAAGUGGAAAAAAAUAGGCUGCACCAGUGGGUACAAACAGUUUAUCUGUAAGUAUUAGGACCAACUAAUCCUAAAUCUUAAAAAAAAUCAUUAAAACCCAAGAAUAACCUUAUUAUACAGUAUCUUGCUAUAAAUAUACGUCUCCUUUUUCCCCUUUAUACUAUAGUACGACAUUCUCGUUCCCAGACCUUACUCAUUAGCCAAAUCGUAGGCUUAUGGGAAACCCUGCAGAGCAGGAGCCAAAAACCUUGCGACCAGGUCGUCAAAGUGCUUGUCCAUCUCAGGACCGCUGACUAUAAAACGCCGGCUCAACCUUUCUAACGGCUUGUUUUAAGAGACUAUCGUCUAUUUGCAAUAGUUUUUUAUGUUCAACAAAUGGUUACUUACAAUAUGAGUUUCUCUUUGUAUUUUGUAUUAAUUUAAGGUCGCUGACUACUUUAGCAAAAAGUAAUUAGAAAACUCAGAAAGCUAUAUUUACAGUUUGACGAUGAUGGUGAUGAUGAUUAUAAUAAUUCGACUCACUCGAAUCGAGUAUUUUUACCUAACUUAGUCGCGUGAGUGUGGGCGACCAAACCAAAAAACUCGCGAUCGAUUCGACUUUCUGGAGUCGACUGAGUUAGGAGGGUAAAGAGGGUCUGUAUUCAGUCACUAUUAAAUGUGCAGCCUUGCGUAACAAUUAGUAUAAAAUGGGUAGAACACAAGGAUAGUUCCAUAAUCGGUGAAGCCAACUGUCGCACGAGGGGGUGUACCAUAUGAGGAAGGUAAUGCUGUGACUUAUUUUAAAUGAAGACACAGGGAAGUUUCUGACAUAUAACUUUUCUCGGCGUUCCUUUUUCUUUUCUUCCCACCCUCCUUUGACAAAUUAAGUAGCCAUCUGCUCCCUCUACUAUACGGACUCGUGUAUUUCCCAUAACUUACUAUUUACUCCGUUCUGGAGCAUUGUUGCACCUUGAAUAUAUUACUAUAGCUUAGUUGUAUUCUCUACUU